Messenger RNA from Rubroshorea leprosula, 919 nucleotides. The record is from the annotation of a GenBank genome assembly. Lineage: Eukaryota; Viridiplantae; Streptophyta; Magnoliopsida; Malvales; Dipterocarpaceae.
AACACUUCAAAGAUUUGGGGAUUGAGAAAUCCAUAUUUAUCAAACCAAAGACAUUUCACUUGACGGUGCUUAUGUUGAAAUUGUGGAACAAAGAACGAGUUAAUGCAGCAACUGAGGUUUUGAAGAGUAUCUCCUCCAGAGUGCUUGAUGCUUUGGAUAAUCGGCCUGUAUUUAUCAGACUUAAGGGGCUGGAUUGCAUGAGAGGUUCUUUGGCAAAAGCCCGUGUCAUCUAUGCUCCUGUAGAAGAAAUUGGCAGUGAGGAUCGCCUGUUACAUGCCUGUCAAGUUAUUAUUGACUCUUUUCUUGAGGCUGGGCUUGUUUUGGAAAAUGAUGCUAAAGAGAAGCUGAAGUUGCAUGCCACGCUGAUGAAUGCAAGGCAUAGGAAAAGGAAUAAAUUCAAUAGAAAGAAGAAAAAUGAUUCCUUUGAUGCUCGAGGCAUUUUCAAGCAGUUUGGAUCUGAGGAUUGGGGGGAGUAUCUCAUCCGUGAAGCUCAUCUUUCUCAAAGGUUUGUAUUUGAUGAAAAUGGAUAUUAUCAUUGUUGCGCUUCAAUACCUUUUCCUGAAAACAUGCAAGUAGACUGAUUCUCUAGAAGUCUAGAACAAAAAUAGGAUUCCUAGCUUACAUCCUGAAGAAAUUGAUGUAGAGACUUAAUUCCUGUUUUGUUUAGAGAUGCAAUUGCUCUCAAUUAUUGUGGUGUUAAAAGAGUAUGUCUACUAUUUAACAUCGAAAUAAAGAAAAUGAAAGAAAAGAAAACCGAGCAGGAUAAACGUACAUUUGUUUUCUAGAUGUAGCGGCCAUAUAGUAAGAUUUUAUGUCCUUUGUGGCUGAGGACAGAGCUGCUUGAAAUUGAAUUGAUGACCUUUGUCACUGAAACUAUUCUGUUAGAAGAAGCUGCACUAGCAGUCGUUGUCAUCUAUAG